Molecule: messenger RNA, 1145 nt
Organism: Cokeromyces recurvatus
Lineage: Eukaryota; Fungi; Mucoromycota; Mucoromycetes; Mucorales; Mucoraceae
Product: 40S ribosomal protein S2
Exons: 2
Coding region: 215-985 (256 amino acids)
Biological process (GO): translation
Cellular component (GO): cytosolic small ribosomal subunit; ribosome
Molecular function (GO): structural constituent of ribosome; RNA binding
Source: RefSeq, a predicted model, not a curated record
AUGCAAACUAAUGAAUCCUCCUCUUUGAAUUCUUUAAAUUCAUUAUAAUUUUAUGUAAGUGUAAAGAAAAAGAAAAGAGGAAUGGAUUUAUUUAUAAAAGAAAUCAUUAUGGAUGGAUGGAAGACUUGAAAAAAAAAAGAUAUUGAAUUCUUACUUUUUUUUGUUUUUGAUGACAUGAAUUAAUUUUUUUUUUCUUCACAUGAUGCAUUAGCAAAUGGCUGAUUCUGCACCGGCCGAUAAUAGACGUGGUGGUUUUGGACGUGGUCGUGGACGUGGACGUGGUGGUGCCCGUGGACGUGGACGUCGUGGAGAAGACAAGAAUGAAUGGGUUCCUGUCACUAAGCUCGGUCGUCUCGUUAAAGCAGGCAAGAUCAAGUCAAUUGAAGAAAUUUAUUUGUUCUCUUUGCCCAUCAAGGAAUACCAAAUUGUCGACUACUUCCUUCCUAAACUCACCGAUCAAGUUAUGAAGAUUAUGCCUGUUCAGAAGCAAACUACCGCUGGUCAACGUACUCGUUUCAAGGCCUUUGUUGUCAUUGGUGAUGAAAAUGGUCAUGUUGGUUUGGGUGUCAAGUGUGCCAAGGAAGUUGCUACUGCCAUUCGUGGUGGUAUCAUCCUUGCUAAGCUCUCCAUCAUCCCUGUUCGUCGUGGUUAUUGGGGUACUAAUCUUGGUGAACCUCACACUGUUCCUUGCAAGGUCAGCGGCCGUUGUGGUUCAGUUAUGGCUCGUUUAGUUCCUGCUCCUCGUGGUACUGGUAUUGUUGCCUCCCCCACUGCUAAGCGUGUCCUUCAAUUGGCUGGUAUUACUGACUGUUAUACCACCUCUCGUGGUUCCACUCGCACCCUCGGUAACUUUGUUAAGGCUACCUUCGCUGCUAUUGGUAAUACCUAUGGCUUCUUAACUCCCGAUCUUUGGGAAGAGACUGAAUUUAUUAAAGCUCCUUAUCAAGAGUUUUCUGAUUUCCUUUCUCAAAAGCAAAGAAAGUAAAUUAAUAAAUUCUAUUCUAUAGUUUUUUUUUUUGUAGUUUAUAAAGGGAACUUUAUAUAUGUAUACAUGUUUAUAUAUGUAUAUUCAUUAAGUUAUAUGUGGAGAAAUGAAUGUAUGUAAUUUAAUAUGUCUUCUUACUCCUGCUGCUAUUUAAUUAAUU